CUACUGCAAGAAAAGGUGGACGCUAUUGCCCGACUGAGAGAUGAGUUAGCAUCUUCAGCAGAACGUGGGCGAGUACUUCUGAAUAAAAACACCGAACUUCGCGAUCAGUUAGAGAAGACGGAUGCUGCACGUGAGAAACUUGCACAGGAGUUGAAGCAGAGUCAAGAUGCCCUCAUCCAUCUUCAGAGAAGCACCAGUAUAAAUGGACGACACUGGUCAAUAAUGUCUAACAACAACACCGGGAAUAACGUCAACAGUGCUCUUGGCGUAGGAACGAUUAACGGUUUUGGGUCCACUUCACAUGACAUUUAUCACGAGCUUAAUAAGAAUGCCAUCACAACCGUAAGAAAUGCGGGUUGGUUACCAUCUCACGGGUAUACGGAUGCUUCUAGUUUGCCAGAAGUACAUUCCCAGCGUGGAGUAAAUGGAAAUGCCAGCAAUCCUCAAGGAGCAUUGGUGGGUGAAACGAAAAAUUUGAGUAAGGCUUCACAUGAUCUUCCACAUCCGGUGAACAACAAAACGGCAAAUAAUUUUGAGACGGAGGCGGAAGGUUUCUCUGUUAAUAGUUUGGCAAAAUUGCCUACCACGUCCGGGAGUCAAAUGGUAAACGGUAAAAGCACGCGUCAUCCUUUGGAUACUACGGCCGUCAAUGUUGCGUUGAAUUCGAGGAAUCAAGCGUUCGUCACAAAAAGUUUUUUUAAUGAUGGUGGAGACAAUGCGAACUCCACAGCCAAUACAGCUUCAUUUAUGGAAAAACCAACGACAAACUUAACAAAAACAGCAACAGUACCAAGCGCCUACUUUUAG
Molecule: messenger RNA, 807 nt
Organism: Trypanosoma cruzi
Lineage: Eukaryota; Euglenozoa; Kinetoplastea; Trypanosomatida; Trypanosomatidae
Exons: 1
Source: RefSeq, a predicted model, not a curated record